CAAGAACUGAGCUUCCUCAAAUCCCGCUGCGGCUGCAGCGGGUCCCCCCAAUCCUUUGUCCCCACCACAAGCUUCUUCCAAGUGGGGCUGCGCCGCCGGAGGGGCAGCCAGCGCCCGGGCUUCUGGGGAGGACUGUGUCUAGAUUCUGCUUCCCGGUGCUUUGACACCUGCCGGGUAACUUCUGGCAGCCUCGACCCGGGAGAACGUGGACAGCCUUUGGCCUCUCAGAGCCCCUCUCAGCCUCCCAGGAGGCCUCCCAGUCCUCUUUGGAGACCCCUUAGCGCCAGGCUCCGUCACCGCCUAGUCCCUUGGUUCUGACCAAUAUCCCGAUGAAGAAGGCGAUCACUGUGUGGGGCUCUGCCUCCGUCUGGUCAUCUUCUUGAACUCAGGCUGCUUGGUCGGUCAGUGUGUCCCUGUCUCGGGGAUUUGGGGGACCAUUCAUGCUGGGGCCUUGGCGGAGAGGAGAACUGCCAGCCUCUAGGAGGCCAUCCUUCGCCUGCUCCCUGGGGCUUUGCCUGUCUCCCUGCCAAGAGAGACCCCUCUUCCCCUCGCUCUCCUCAGCUUGAGACGGAUGGGUUCGUGCAGCCACAGAGGCUUGCGCGGUGGGAGGGGUUGGGACCAGCCUUCUGCUGCCCUGGGUGCUGGGGAUCCCGGGGCUUUCCAGGUGCGCGGCCACCAAGUUGCACGGUCCUCAGCUCCACCUGCGGGCGGCUCCCGCAUCGGAGGAGCUAAGAGAUCUAUUAAUUUCUUCACGAAUAAAUCGAUGCUCUUGUCAGGGAGGCAGGCGAUCGAUGUCAGCCCGCCCUGCCUUACCCUAUCCUGCCCCGGGGCCGGCGCUGGCUGGCCGGGGUCAGGGACUGAAGCUGAGACCUGAGGCGUUGCUGAUUGGGGGCUGCAGAUCGCACCCCCAGCCACCCAGCCCGGGCGGAGAGCUGGCUCCUUUGCGCGCGGGCUUCUCGCGCCACCCUGUGGCUUCUCUUGGAGGCGCGGUCUUGGCUCUCUGGACUCCCUUCGGCCGGAUCAAGCGACCCUUCCCUUUCUCUGCCCGGUCUGUGUCUUCCUCCCCAGGUUCUGCGAUUGAUCUUUGGUAGUCCUUUUCUUUUCUUCCUAGAGUUCGGAGAAUGUUCUACCUAACUUACUCCAAGUGACAUGCGCACUCCCCCAGGCACGCGCGCGGUGAGGAUGGAGCGCUGAGUCUGGGGCUGACUAGGAUGACCUGGACAGCAACCUUUCCUCAACUCAGUUAUCUUCCCUCCUCCCCAAAUGUAAAAAUACAGCUGCUUUAAGCUGAGAGAAAUAACGUAUCAACUUCCCACCCCCGGCCUCAGCAGACACCUCCGAGGCGUUCUGCUGCGGCCCCUCUGCAUCUCCCGGAGCUGGGGGGAUCCUCGGGGAGAAGGCUGACGCUGGGGACCCCUAACAGGAGAGGGGGCAGAGUUGGGGGCGUCAGAGGGGAGAGAAGGGGCUGGAGACGAGGGGCGGGGCGGGGCCGGGCGGGGGCGACUGGCUCCGCCCUUUCCUGGCGGCUGGGUCUUUAACACCGCCCAGCGCACAUGUCGGCGGAGGCCUGGCAGCAGCAGCUGAGAGCGCACAGACGGCUGCCCCGCCGGAGCAAGGCGGGCGCCGCCGCGAUGCUGCGAGGCGGACGGCGCGGGCAGCUCGGCUGGCACAGCUGGGCUGCGGGGCCGGGCAGCCUGCUGGCUUGGCUGAUGUUGGCAUCUGCGGGCGCCUCACCCUGCCCCGAUGCCUGCUGCCCCCACGGCUCCUCGGGACUGCGAUGCACACGGGAUGGGGCCCUGGAUAGCCUCCACCACCUGCCCGGCGCAGAGAACCUGACUGAGCUCUACAUCGAGAACCAGCAGCAUCUGCAGCAUCUGGAGCUCCGUGACCUGAGGGGCCUGGGGGAGCUGAGAAACCUCACCAUCGUGAAGAGUGGUCUCCGUUUCGUGGCGCCAGAUGCCUUCCAUUUCACUCCUCGGCUCAGUCGCCUGAAUCUCUCCUUCAAUGCUCUGGAGUCUCUCUCCUGGAAAACUGUGCAGGGCCUCUCCUUACAGGAACUGGUCCUGUCGGGGAACCCUCUGCACUGUUCCUGUGCCCUGCGCUGGCUACAGCGCUGGGAGGAGGAGGGACUGGGCGGAGUGCAUGAACAGAAGCUGCAGUGUCACGGGCAAGGGCCCCUGGCCCAUAUGCCCAAUGCCAGCUGUGGUGUGCCCAUGCUGAAGGUCCAGGUGCCCAAUGCCUCCGUGGAUGUGGGGGACGAUGUGCUGCUGUGGUGCCAGGUGGAGGGGCGGGGCCUGGAACAGGCCGGCUGGAUCCUCACGGAGCUGGAGCAGUCAGCCACAGUGAUGAAAUCUGGGGCUCUGCCGUCCCUGGGGCUGACCCUGGCCAAUGUCACCAGUGACCUCAACAGGAAGAACGUGACGUGCUGGGCAGAGAAUGAUGUAGGCCGGGCAGAGCUCUCUGUUCAGGUCAACGUCUCCUUCCCGGCCAGCGUGCAGCUGCACACGGCGGUGGAAAUGCACCACUGGUGCAUCCCCUUCUCUGUGGAUGGGCAGCCGGCACCGUCUCUGCGCUGGCUCUUCAAUGGCUCCGUGCUCAAUGAGACCAGCUUCAUCUUCACCGAGUUCCUGGAGCCGGCGGCCAACGAGACUGUGCGGCACGGGUGUCUGCGCCUCAACCAGCCCACCCACGUCAACAACGGCAACUACACGCUGCUGGCUGCCAACCCCUUCGGCCAGGCCUCCGCCUCCAUCAUGGCUGCCUUCAUGGACAACCCUUUCGAGUUCAACCCCGAGGACCCCAUCCCUGUCUCCUUCUCGCCAGUGGAUACUAAUAGCACAUCUGGAGACCCGGUGGAGAAGAAGGAUGAAACACCUUUUGGGGUCUCGGUGGCUGUGGGCCUGGCCGUCUUUGCCUGCCUCUUCCUUUCUAUGCUGCUCCUUGUGCUCAACAAAUGCGGAAGGAGAAACAAGUUUGGGAUCAACCGCCCGGCUGUCCUGGCUCCAGAGGACGGGUUGGCCAUGUCCCUGCAUUUCAUGACAUUGGGUGGCAGCUCCCUGUCCCCCACCGAGGGCAAAGGCUCUGGACUCCAAGGCCACAUCAUCGAGAACCCGCAAUACUUCAGUGAUGCCUGUGUUCACCACAUCAAGCGCCGGGACAUCGUGCUCAAGUGGGAGCUGGGGGAGGGCGCCUUUGGGAAGGUCUUCCUUGCUGAGUGCCACAACCUUCUGCCUGAGCAGGACAAGAUGCUGGUGGCUGUCAAGGCACUGAAGGAGGUGUCGGAGAGUGCUCGGCAGGACUUCCAGCGCGAGGCCGAGCUGCUCACCAUGCUGCAGCACCAGCACAUUGUGCGCUUCUUCGGCGUCUGCACCGAGGGCCGCCCCCUGCUCAUGGUCUUUGAGUAUAUGCGGCAUGGGGACCUCAACCGCUUCCUCCGAUCCCAUGGGCCUGAUGCCAAGCUGCUGGCUGGUGGGGAGGAUGUGGCUCCAGGCCCCCUGGGUCUGGGGCAGCUGCUGGCCGUGGCUAGCCAGGUCGCUGCGGGGAUGGUGUACCUGGCAGGUCUUCAUUUUGUGCACCGGGACCUGGCCACACGAAACUGUCUGGUGGGCCAAGGACUGGUGGUCAAGAUUGGUGAUUUCGGCAUGAGCAGGGAUAUCUACAGCACCGACUAUUACCGUGUGGGAGGCCGCACCAUGCUGCCCAUCCGCUGGAUGCCACCCGAGAGCAUCCUCUACCGCAAGUUCACCACCGAGAGUGACGUGUGGAGCUUCGGCGUGGUGCUCUGGGAGAUCUUCACCUACGGCAAACAGCCCUGGUACCAGCUCUCCAACACUGAGGCAAUUGACUGCAUCACGCAGGGACGUGAGUUGGAGCGGCCACGUGCCUGCCCACCAGAGGUCUACGCCAUCAUGCGGGGCUGCUGGCAGCGGGAGCCCCAGCAACGCCACAGCAUCAAGGACGUGCACGCCCGGCUGCAAGCCCUGGCCCAGGCACCUCCGGUCUACCUGGACGUUCUGGGCUAGGGGGCCGGCCCAGGGGCUGGAGUGGUUAGCCGGAAUACUGGGGCCUGCCCUCAGCAUCCCCCAUAGCUCCCAGCAGUCCCAGGGUGAUCUCAAAGCAUCUAACUCACCCUCAGCAUGCGGGAGGGGACAGGUGGGGGCUGGGAGUAGAGGAUGUUCCUGCUUCUCUAGGCAAGGUUCCGUCAUAGCAAUUAUAUUUAUUAUCCCUUG
Molecule: messenger RNA, 4229 nt
Organism: Macaca mulatta (Rhesus monkey)
Lineage: Eukaryota; Metazoa; Chordata; Mammalia; Primates; Cercopithecidae
Gene: NTRK1
Product: neurotrophic receptor tyrosine kinase 1
Biological process (GO): positive regulation of phosphatidylinositol 3-kinase/protein kinase B signal transduction; cellular response to nerve growth factor stimulus; nerve growth factor signaling pathway
Cellular component (GO): plasma membrane; axon; signaling receptor complex
Molecular function (GO): neurotrophin binding; transmembrane receptor protein tyrosine kinase activity; neurotrophin receptor activity
Source: RefSeq, a predicted model, not a curated record